Messenger RNA from Closterium sp. NIES-65, 3186 nucleotides. Lineage: Eukaryota; Viridiplantae; Streptophyta; Zygnematophyceae; Desmidiales; Closteriaceae. The record is from the annotation of a GenBank genome assembly.
AUGGGAACUUCGAGUGCAAAUGACAUGGACGUGGUCGUGGACGUGGACGUGGACGUGGACAUGGACAUGGACAUGGACGUGGACAUGGACGUGGACGUCGACAUGGACGUGGACGUGGACGUAGACGUGGACAUGGACGUGGACGUGGACGUGGACGUGGACAUAGACGUGGACGUGGACGUGGACGUGGACGUGGUCGUGGACGUGGACGUGGACGUGGACGUGGACGUGGACGGGGAUGUGGACGUGGACGUGGACGUGGACAUGGACCAGGACGCGGACAUGGACGUGGACGUGGACGUGGACGUGGACCUGGACGUGGACCUGGACGCGGACAUGGACGUGGACAUGGACGUAGACGUGGACGCGGACGCGGACGUGGACGUGGUCGUGGACGCGGACGUAGACGUGGACGUGGACAUGGACGUAGACAUGGUCGUGGACGUGGACAUGGACAUGGACGUGGACGUGGACGUAGACCUGGGCGUGGACGUGGACGUGGAUUUGGAUGUGGACAUAGACGUGGACGUGGACAUGGACGUGGACGUGGACAUGGACCUGGACGUGGACGUGGACAUGGACGUGGACAUGGACGUGGACGUGGACGUGGACGUGGAGGACUUGGACGUGGACAUGGACGUGGACAUAGACGUGGACGUGGGCGUGGACGUGGACGAAGACAUGGUCGUGGACGUGGACAUGGACGUGGACGUGGACAUGGACAUGGACAUGGACGUGGACGUGGAUGUGGACGUAGACGUGGACGUGGACGUGGACGUGGACGUGGACGUGGACGUGGAUAUGGACGUAGACGUGGACGUGGACGUGGACGUGGACGUGGACGUGGACGUGGACAUGAACGUGGACGUAGACGUGAACGUGGACGUGGACAUGGACGUGGACGUGGACGUGGACGUGGACGUGGACGUGGACGUGGUCGUGGACGUGGACGUGGACGUGGACGUGGUCGUGGACGUGGUCGUGGACGUAGACGUGGACGUGGACGUGGACGUGGACAUGGUCGUGGACGUGGAGGUGGACGUGGACGUGGACGUGGACGUGGACGUGGACGUGGACAUGGACCUGGAUGGGACGUGGACGUGGACGUUGACGUGGACGUGGACCUGGACGUGGACGUGGACGUGGACCUACGUGGACGUGGCCAUGGACGUGGACGUGGACAUGGACAUGGACGUGGACGUGGACUUGGACAUGGACGUGGACGUGGACGUGGACGUGGACGUGGACAUGGACGUGGACGUGGACGUGGACGUGGACAUGAGCGUGGACGUGGACGUGGAGGACUUGGACAUGGACGUGGACGUGGACGUUGACGUGGACGAAGACAUGGUCGUGGACGUGGACGUGGACGUGGACGUGGACAUGGACGUGGACGUGGACGUGGACGUGGACAUGGACGUGGACGUAGACGUGGACGUGGACGUGGACGUGGACGUGGACGUGGUCGUGGACGUGGACGUGGACGUGGACAUGGUCGUGGACGUGGACAUGGACGUGGAGGACAUGGACGUGGACAUGGACGUGGACGUGGACGUGGAUAUGGACGUGGACAUGGACGUGGACGUGGACGUGGAGGACUUGGACGUGGACAUGGACGUGAACGUGGACGUGGACGUGGACGAAGACGUGGUCGUGGACGUGGACGUGGACGUGGACGUGGACGUGGACGUGGAGGUGGACGUGGACGUGGACGUGGACAUGGACGUGGACGUGGACGUGGACGUGGACUGGACGUGGACGUGGACUGGACGUGGAGUGGACGUGGACGUGGACGUGGACCUGGUCGUGGACGUGGACGUGAACGUGGACGUGGUCGUGGACGUGGACGUGGACGUGGACGUGGACGUGGACGUGGACAUGGACGUGGACGUGGACGUGGACGUGGACAUGGUCGUGGACGUGGACAUGGACGUGGAGGACAUGGACGUGGACAUGGACGUGGACGUGGACGUGGAUAUGGACGUGGACAUGGACGUGGACGAAGACGUGGAGGACUUGGACGUGGACAUGGACGUGAACGUGGACGUGGACGUGGACGAAGACGUGGUCGUGGACGUGGACGUGGACGUGGACGUGGACGUGGACGUGGACGUGGACGUGGACUGGACGUGGACGUGGACUGGACGUGGACUGGACGUGGACGUGGACGUGGACCUGGUCGUGGACGUGGACGUGAACGUGGACGUGGUCGUGGACGUGGACGUGGACGUGGACGUGGACGUGGACGUGGACGUGGACGUGGUCGUGGACGUGGACGUGGACGUGGACGUGGACGUGGACGUGGACGUGGACGUGGACAUGGACGUGGACGUGGACGUGGACGUGGACGUGGACGUGGACGUGGACGUGGACGUGGACGUGGACGUGGACAUGGACGUGGACGUGGACGUGGACGUGGACGUAGACGUGGACGUGGACGUGGACAUGGACGUGGACGUGGACGUGGACGUAGACGUGGACGUGGACGUGGAGAACUUGGACGUGGACGUGGACGUGGAGAACUUGGACGUGGACGUGGACGUGGAGAACUUGGACGUGGACAUGGACGUGAACGUGGACGUGGACGUGAACGUGGACGUGGACGUGGACAUGGACGUGGGCGUGGACGUGGACAUGGACGUGGACGUGGACAUGGACGUGGACGAGGACGUGGACAUGGACGUCGACGUGGACAUGGACGUGGACGUAGACAUGGACGUGGACGUGGACGUGGACGUGGACGUGGACAUGGAGGUGGACGUGGACGUGGACGUGGAGGUGGACAUGGACGUGGAGGUGGACGUGGACGUGGACGUGGACGUGGACGUGGACGUGGACCUGGACGUGGACGUGGACGUGGACGUGGACGUGGACGUGGACGUGGAGGUGGACGUGGAGGUGGACAUGGACGUCGACGUGGACGUGGACGUGGACAUGGACGUGGACGUGGACGUGGACGUGGACGUGGACGUCGACGUGGACGUGGACAUGGACGUGGACGUGGACGUGGACAUGGACGUGGACGUGGACGUGGACGUGGACGUGGACGUCGACGUGGACGUGGACGUGGACGUGGACAUGGACGUGGACGUGGACGUGGACAUGGACGUGGUCGUGGACGUGGACAUGGACGUGGACGUUGUGAGAAUAAGCGAACAGGGAACGAAUGAACUAGCAGUGAAAUGA